This is a messenger RNA of Triticum dicoccoides, 1068 nucleotides long. RefSeq lists its product as uncharacterized. Gene Ontology annotation, biological process: regulation of transcription by RNA polymerase II. The record is from RefSeq and is a predicted model, not a curated record. The transcript is spliced from 2 exons. NCBI's taxonomy places the organism in Eukaryota, Viridiplantae, Streptophyta, Magnoliopsida, Poales, Poaceae. The coding region runs from base 1 to 1047 and encodes 348 amino acids. Gene Ontology annotation, molecular function: protein dimerization activity; RNA polymerase II cis-regulatory region sequence-specific DNA binding; DNA-binding transcription factor activity, RNA polymerase II-specific.
AUGUCGCUAGUCAACGGCUUUAGUAAAUCUCAAGCAUUUUGUAGAUCCUUCUGGUUCCUAUUUCUAGUAGUAAGUUUCUUUGUCCUUGUAGGAUUUAGUAUGCCGAGGCGGUCAGCUAUCGCAUAUAUCCAUGAUGACAAAGAGCGUGAUGUCACGUUCUUCAAGCGACGCGGCGGUUUGUUUAAGAGUAUUGCUGGUCUCUCUGCUGUCACUGGUGCUAGGGUUGCUGUCGUCCUAGAGACAGAAAAUGAGACGAUGCAUUCCUUUGGGACGCCAUCUGCUGACCCCAUUGUUGAUGCUUUUCUAUCAGGAGCACCACUAGCAGUUCCACUUGACGAUGAGGCAACAACUGCCAGAAUAGCCCAGCUACAAAGUGAGGUGGCUCGGCUUGAUAUGAAUUGCAUGAAGGAGUACAAGGAAAACCAACUUUCCAUCGAGCGUAUGAAACAAAUCCAAGAGCAGUGCCCAGGUAUGGCAGCAAACCAUAUCUUCUCGAAGGAAGAAGAUCUCAGCCCUGGAGAUCUCAACAAUCUAUCCAAUGAAAUCUCUCGUGUCCAUGAGGACAUUGGACAUCGACUGCCACAACUACAUCAUGGACACAAAGCCAUGACUGGUCGUGCAAGCAUAAAACAAAACAUGCUACCAUCAAGUGGUCCACCAUCGGAUCGCAUGAGGACUACCCCUUCAUCAGUGCACUCACUAUGGGAUCACCAUCUUCCACAACACCAAAUGCAUUCAUCUCCACUUCCAUCACCACCAGGACACAUCAUGGCACCAGGUUUUUCUCAGAAUGAUGCAAACUCUAACUCAACAUCUAGGUAUAAUUUGGCGGUCUCUCCACUGUUGGUCUACUCUGGUGGAAAUGAUUUUACCGUCAAUGACCCAUUUGUCUAUGAAUCAUGGGGUUAUGCUCUAUCGGAUCAACCAUUCCGCGAUGAAUAUAUAGAGAAGGAUGCUUCCUUGGGCUAUAAUGGUGCCGAUGUAGGGCAAUCUUCCAUGGGAAAUGGUGGAUGGGUUGAUAAGCCACCGGAAUCUUCUUCUAGCUAGAUGGUGUUAUCACUUCAAGUC